This is a messenger RNA of Emiliania huxleyi CCMP1516, 345 nucleotides long. RefSeq lists its product as hypothetical. The coding region runs from base 1 to 345 and encodes 114 amino acids. NCBI's taxonomy places the organism in Eukaryota, Haptophyta, Isochrysidales, Noelaerhabdaceae. The record is from RefSeq and is a predicted model, not a curated record. The transcript has a single exon.
AUGCCGCGCGCACGACGCCAUAUCGCCUUCUCCCAGGGCCAGUGCGCUACUUGCGGCGCGCAAUUCCUGCUCAAGUACGCGCACCGUACCAUGUGCUGCCGCUAUGCGUGCCGUAAGGCGGCUGCGGCGAAGCGGCGGGCGCGGCAUGCCGAUGGCAGUGCGGACGAUGCGGUUGCGAUGUGUUCUGCUUCAAGAUCGUGGCUUGUGCUUGGCAUGGAUAUGCACUUCUGCGAUCCCAAUCAGCUCAUCGCAACGAAGCAGCGCAACAAGCUGGCUGCUGCCAACAAGGUCCUAUGCUACCUCACGCGCGGAUCGUUCAAAGAGGACCAGCAUAGGCUUCUGUGA